CGCGUGCACCGGUAUUGCCUGCGGUCAAACAGUCCUGUCGGCAAACCUUGCGACUCUCGCCUUCCUGGGUCUAUAAAUUCACUGGUCCAGUUAUGAUAUCUCCAUAAUACUGCACCGGGAACGACACCACCCUGCUUUCGUAGCCGAGCUGACCGCUUCUGGGCAGUAUGUCGACUGCUUCGACUGAGCAGCGGGAGCUCUCGCUUGUUGACAAAGUUGAACUACGGAUUGCACUUGCGGAUACAGACGCCAAGCUUUCAAAUUUGCUCAACACGUAUCUGGCCCCUCUUCUGCUCAAGCUUGCCUCGGAGCAUCUCAGUGUCCGUAACAAAGUCAUAACAGUCUGCCAGCAUCUGAAUACCCGGCUUCAAUCCCCAUCUGUGGAACUGCCCGUAGCGUCGCUUCUGAGGCAGUUCAAAGACCAAAAUGUCAAACUCAUCAGACAUUUCGAUUUGCUGUACGCCCAGCAAGGGUUCAAACGACUGUCCGCAAAAGACAAGCAUGAACUCGUCCCAGUCCUGAUCAAGGAUGUCGCUUCCGUAGUACGCAACCCCAAGGAUCAGUCCGGCGCUCAAUUCUUCAAUCUCUUCCUCCAGGCUCUGCACUAUUACGAGUUUCCGCGAAAAGGAAGCAAGGAUGAAGAUGAACUAAGAAACACUUUGGAGCUUUCCGACGACGACGGUGGUGUACUUGCCUUCUGGUUCGAGAAGUUGAUCUUGCUUGAAGUGGCAAAACCGUCUUCUUCAGACGCUGCUGUGCAAGGCAUGCCUGGCGUUACGGAAGACGAAAAGCAAUUUCUUAAUGUCUACGGCCGCCCUGGAGUGUGGGAUCCCUCAUCGCCCGGUGGUAUGCAAUUCAAAGCCACGAAGUUGCUCGUGCUCAAGUUCCUCUCGACUGGUGCAUUUAAUGACAACGAGCGCUUCAUGCCCGCGCUGGUAGCAUCCGCGCAUCGAGAUUCCAACAUUGCGGAUCGGGGAGAAGAUUUGCUUAAGCAUGCGAUCGCUGAUGUCAACGUGGAUGAUACCUCCAUCAUAGAGCGUCUCUUUGACACUUACCUUGGUACAGAAGGGAGGCCACCGGUUGCACCGCCUUUACAGAUCAAGAUUCUGAGCGUUCUUCAACGUUCUGCCGUCUCCGCUACGGCAUUUCCUGAGAAGUGCCUGCAUAUUAUAGAGCAAGGCAUCAGCACUGGAGGCAAUAGUAUACGCGGAAGAGAGGCCACAAAGUUACAUGCGGCUAUAUUUGGCUUUGCAAACUUCUUCCUUCGCAGUGGUGCCAAAUGUUCCCUGAAGCAAGCAACUCCAGUGAUUAUAUCAAAGAUGCAGCAAUACAUCCAUGAUCAAGGAUGGCCUAGUCCAAACACAAAGGAUGAACUCACUCUAAGGCGAAACGCGUAUGAAAUGAUCGGCGCUUGCGCAAAGGCUGGCGGCAUUCAGGACAUUGCGCUGCUUGAUUGGUUAUUCCGCUCCCUCAGCGAUGACAGAUCAGAUCGAGAAACGUCACUUGCUAUCGAGCAUGCGCUUGCAAUGAUGAUCGAUUCGUUUUCGUUCAUCUAUCUCGACAAUAAAGCAGCGAGUGCAGACGACGAGGAUACGGAAAUGACAGAUCGAGUCACCAGAGCAACAAUUGACGAUCUAUCUGAGCUCCUCUAUCGUUACGUUGAAGAAGACGGAUCGUCGGAAAGGGGGGUGAAUAGAGGGAGGAGCACAAGCUAUAUCGCAGCACGCUUUGCAAACAGGUGCUUACCCUACAACAACACGAUCGGUCGCUGGAUCGACAUCCUUGCCGCUGGUGGCCCCGCCGGCGCAAAGAUGGAGGUUGUCGAGGAGGGCAAGAAAGGUCUCGAUCCAUAUUGGUUUGUCACGCUCAAUUCUGAUCGCAAGGAUCUUUGGACACGUCCAGGAGGAUCCAGUGACCGGCCGGAAGUCCUCUUCCCGUCUUUCGUGGAAAUGUUCAAACAAGUUUUUACUCGACCAAGCGAGCGGAUCUUGGAUGACCCUGCUCAAGCUUUACGUGAAUUUUUGAAACGUUAUCCUCACGCAAUUGGCCCUGCGCUGUCUUUCUGCUGGCGGAUCUUCGUCAACGAAGCGCUCACACAACGGAAAAUCACAGUGCCCAUCGAUACAGAGUGGGAAAGGAAGCUCGAGAACGGUGUGAAGCAAGAUCUCGAGAUCCGUGCAGCUCUCAAAGCGUACCUGAACCUGCUCUUGCAGAACAGCAACGAUGGAACCAUGGCUUUCAAAGCAUUUGUUAUGAUGUGCUUCGAAGCAAUGAUCAUUAACGAUGGCAAUGGCAUUCCAAAUUGUCAGGAUAUUCUUGUUCAAGCAGUCUCCAUUUGUCCUAGAGGAUUCCUGUCGAGUAUUUGUACCAUGGCCGACAUUCAAAGACUAGUGCCUUCCUUGAAGUCGAACGAUACUCUCUCACGCCGAUCAGCUGCGUCAGUUUUAGGCAUGCUUAGCUACGUUGACGACGAGGCUAAUCUGAUUCGGGUUCUUGACAAUCUUCUGCUUGCUGCUGAAACUCAUGAUCAUGCCAUAGGCGCAACCAUCAACCAAAUUAAUGGAUGUAUCAUGGCCUCCGCUUCUGCAUUGUCGAGAGUCAGUUUCGCAAAUAAAUUCUUGGAUGAAAAGCUUCUUGGCUUAUUGCAGCGGUUGAACACAAUCAUUUGGGCAAUUCUGAGAUCGAGCAAUGACCAGACGUUGCUUGAUGCUGCUUACUAUGCUGUGGAGCAACUCAGCAUAUUUCGCAUCUAUAAGCAAAAGCUAGAACUUGAUUCUUCUAAGAUGCGGGAAAUGAUAGAUUUGCUUGUAAAAAAGGCCAAAACAGGAAACGAGAAAGCAAGCAAAGCACUUGGUCGCUUCGGUGUUUUCAUUUCAGAAGACGACGAUGGUCAAAUCUUACAGUAUCUCGAAGAGCAACUCUAUAUGCUGCACGAAAUUCGGGAUCUUGGUACGCAGUUCGCGGUUGGCGAAGCCUUGUGUUGCAUUGCAUGCGGUUGGGCGAACACCGCUCUUCAGCUUGACAUGGACGUUGACCUGCCUAUACCUGUGAAUGAAAAGAAUUCUAAGCUUCCCGAGGUGUUGCAGCGAACCAUUGCAAACUGUCGGGCUUCGAAACCUGCUCUUCGAAAAGCCUCUGUGAUUUGGUUGCUUUGCUUGGUACAAUUCUGUGGCCAUCUACCUGAAAUAAAAGGCCAACUGCGGGCUUGCCAAGCAGCAUUUGGGAACUCCUUAUCUGACAGAGACGAUUUGGUCCAGGAAGCCGCGUCACGAGGCUUAGGCCUCGUAUACGCAAAGGGCGAUCGAGAAUUGCGGGAAGACCUGGUUCGAGAUUUGAUGAAGUCAUUUUCAAGCGACAAGAGCAAUCUGGCUGGCAACGUCGAUGAUGAGACUACCCUUUUCGACCCUGGCGCUCUUCGCACCGGUGAUGGCGACAACUCAAUCACGACUUACAAGGACAUCUUGAGCCUGGCUUCAGAAAUUGGCAAUCCUGGUCUCGUCUAUCAAUUCAUGUCUUUGGCCGCAAACAACGCCAUUUGGUCGAACCGUGCUGCAUUCGCAAACAGCGGUCUUCGGAGCAUUCUCUCAGACUCAACUGUUGAGGGUUAUUUGUCCGAAAAUCCAAAACUCUACAGCAAAUUGUUCCGGUACAGGUUUGAUCCUAAUACAAAUGUUCAACGUUCAAUGAACGACAUCUGGAAUUCGCUGGUAAGAGACUCCAGGGCGACGAUUGAAAAGUACUUUGACGCCAUCAUGGACGACUUGCUUGCAAACAUUCUCACCAAGGAGUGGAGAGUGCGACAGGCGUGCUGUGAAGCAAUUGCAGACCUGGUGCAAGGCCGGCAGCUUAUCACAUACGAAAAAUAUCUGACCGAGAUAUGGAGUCGGUGCUUCAAAGUCCUUGACGACAUCAAAGAAUCUGUGCGAGUCGCGGCUGCAAAGUUAGCACGUGUGCUCAGCCAGAUUCUCGUACGCAGUCUUGAAGCGAGCGAAUCGUCCACGAAGAAUGCGGAAGCAGUGCUCAAGCAUGUUCUACCCUUUUUGUUGUCAAACUCCGGCCUUGAAUCCUCGGCCGAAGAGGUUCGCCUCUUCUCUUUGCAUACAAUUCUUGAGGUUGUGAAAAAAGCCAGUCCUAUGGCUUUGCGACCAUUCAUUCCCGAGCUGGUUGAGCGAAUGCUUGCACUCUUCACGGACCUUGAGCCUGGAAGCGUCAAUUAUAUACAUCUCAAUGCAUCGCAGUAUAAAAUUUCCGAAGAGAAGCUGGACGGUCUACGCCUAAACAUGGUACGGAACAGCCCCGUGACAGAGGCUAUUGACCGCUGCUUUGAUCUAGCGGAUGUUGACACCAUGGAAAAGGCUGCCGUUGCCAUCGAGAAAGCCAUGAAAGCCGCUGUUGGCUUGCCCUCCAAAUUAGCCUGUGGUAAUACAUUGGUCUCCUUGACUUUGCGACAUAGGGAGUUGUUGAGACCCCAUGCAGGGCGCUUCCUGAAGCUUUUGGAAAAAUACUCCCUGGAUCGUAACGAAACAGCCUCAAGCACAUACGCUGCGGCCUCUGGAUACCUCUGCAAAGUUGCCACAGACAAGCAGAUACUUCGUUUGGUGAAAUAUGCGAUGAAGCUGUACAUUGAGGAUGAGGACGAAAAACAUCGGGUUGUUUCUGCAGAUAUCGUCCGAGCAAUUGCUAAGCAAGUUCCUGACCGGUUCAACUCGCUGUCUUCAGACAUUCUGCCUUUCGUAUUUGUGGCAAAGCAUGACGGCCAAGAUGGCAUCAGGGAGCUGAACACCAAAACUUGGGAGGAAAAUGUAGGCGUUACAGCUGUUUCGCUACAUCUAAAAGAAAUCAUUGCAAUGUCACUUGAGCUUUUGGACUCGCCGCGGUGGAAUCUCAAACAUUCUGCGGCUCGUAGCGUGGCAGAGGCUACUACCGCCUUGAGUUCAGGUUACGACGGUAUCUCGGAAGACCAGGCUGCAUUGCUCUGGCCGGCACUGCGCAAGUCACUGGAAGGCAAAACUUGGGACGGCAAAGAGGAGAUUGUUGGGGCAUUUGCUCGUUUUUCCGAGAGCGUCAAGCCUGGAAAAUUCCGAGAUGGCAUCACAUCGGACAUUAUCAAGAUUGCUCUUCGAGAGGCGAAGAGGCAGAAUAAAACCUACCAGCAAUUUGCGAUUCCGGCAUUAGGAACAGUAGCAGCAGCCUUGCCCAGAACCGGACAAGUGGACUGGCACAAAGAAGUAGUUGCCAUUGUGCAACCAGUUAUUGAAGACAUGGUGUCGUCUUACAGCGACAAGAUGGACGUAGAUGGUCGGGAUGCAUAUCUGGAAGAUAAAAAGCGCGAGGCUACGCUUUGUGGCUGCAUUGAGUCUCUUGAAAAGUCAUUCUCACUUGAAACCGAAAACCUGUCAGAGGCCGUCCCGGAACGACUUGAUGUUGUCCUCAGCUUGUUUGUCAAAUCUUCCUCUGUACGGAUCAGAGGCAUUGAGUUGGCAAUAUACGCCAAUCUCGAACGACUCUUCAACAAAUUGAGAGGUAAUCUUGCGAAGAACCUGGAAAGCCGCAGUCUCGACUUAGCGAAACCCAUCAAUCUCCUCUUCUUUCAGCAUGACCCUAGUGGGUACUUGGAAUCGGUGCGUCUACAAAGAGCAAAAGCACUGCUAUCACUGUCCAGAAUUGGUGCCCCGUCCUUGGUUCACGAUGUCCUUCACUCAGACCAGGUAUUGGCUGAGAUUUCAAAAGAGCCUGCACUGGCAGUGCAAGAUAUCCUUAGACAGAUCAAGUUAGAAUGAUCUCAACGCAUGUCUUCUAUUCAAGAUAUUCAAGACAGCUAUUCGCACCUAGAUGUGAAAUUCAUGAGUUGCUCGC
Molecule: messenger RNA, 5856 nt
Organism: Verruconis gallopava
Lineage: Eukaryota; Fungi; Ascomycota; Dothideomycetes; Venturiales; Sympoventuriaceae
Exons: 3
Coding region: 168-5780 (1870 amino acids)
Biological process (GO): proteasome assembly
Cellular component (GO): nucleus; cytoplasm
Molecular function (GO): molecular adaptor activity
Source: RefSeq, a predicted model, not a curated record